Drosophila ananassae is the source of this 1271-nucleotide messenger RNA. Its product is annotated as probable mitochondrial import inner membrane translocase subunit Tim17 3. Gene Ontology annotation, molecular function: transmembrane protein transporter activity. Gene Ontology annotation, biological process: protein import into mitochondrial matrix. Bases 466 to 1086 code for a protein of 206 amino acids. The record is from RefSeq and is a predicted model, not a curated record. The transcript has a single exon. Gene Ontology annotation, cellular component: TIM23 mitochondrial import inner membrane translocase complex; mitochondrial inner membrane. Lineage: Eukaryota; Metazoa; Arthropoda; Insecta; Diptera; Drosophilidae.
UCACAUCUUUAUCAUAAUUUAAUACCAUGAAAUGUUAAUAUUAGAUAAACUUAAUAUAAAUACAACAAAGUUUAAAACUACGUUUAGGUUUCGAAAUCCAAUAAGAAUAAUAAGUCAAGUUUUAGCCCACCUCUAUUUUAUCGAUUAUUUAAGCCACUUAAAAGUACCUUCACUAGUGCGGCUUAUGUACAUACAGCAAAGACAGAAACCAUGUUCCAUACCCGGGACUUUUUUAAAUGUUUAAAUUUUGUUAAAUCGAAAACAAGAAAAAUAUGUCACAAGCCAACAACUUUCAAGCUGUGUUAUUCAAAAGACGUUACCGAAGGCACACACUUUUAACUUCCUGCCCGGAAAAUAAAAACACAAGGCGAGUCUAGCCGAGUGAAGAACAAGGAUAUUUUUAUCCCGCAACUAAAGACUUUCAAUAUCCUUGGGUUUUAUCGACGGAAUUGCUUACUAAUUAUUAUGGAGUACACACGACAGCCAUGUCCGGUUAGGAUUGUUGAAGAUUGCGGAUGCGGCUAUAUGAUUGGCUCGAUUGGAGGAGCAAUGUUCCAGUACCUGAAGGGAUUCCGAAACUCGCCGUCCGGAGUGGUGCGGGGUCUGUACUACGGAUUGGAAUCGGUCAAAAUUGGAACUCCGGGCAUCGCCGGAAGCUUUGCCCUCUGGGGCGCCACCUUCAGCACCGUGGACUGUGCCCUGUCCCAAAUUCGCCAGCGCGAUGAUUCCUGGAACUCCAUUGUGAGCGGAGCAGUUACGGGGGGUAUUUCAGCAGCUCGGAAAGGGCUUCUGUCGAUGGCCAAUGGUGCCUUCACGGGCUGUUUGGUGUUGGCCAUGCUGGAGGGAGCUGGCGCCGCAGUGGCAACCAUUUAUGCAGACGCCGACCAGUUGGAGCCGCGGCGUCCUCAAUGGGAGCUAGAAGGGAUUAAUUUGCAGCCGACUGGAACCGGUCUUGGUCAGGACUUUGGCUUGGCAGAAUUCGAUCGGGUGUUGGACAAAUGUCGUACUUUCAAGAACCCCAACAAGUCAGUUCAGAACCUGAAACCAUCACUGGUGGAGCUAGUCAAGCUGGCCGAUGUUUUCUAAAACCAUUACUCCUGUUUCCCAUAUUUUUGCGAAAACACUUUUAUCCUUUUUGGUAUCUCUUUUUUCAAAAUUUCCACGUGUUUUUUGGAGUUAUCAUCCAUGAUCCUCAAUUUUCUCAUUAUUUGGAAGUACUUUAAGACUGAUUGUCAUAUUUUGUAAGUCUAACAAUAAAAUUUUUGCCCCAA